AUGGCUUCUCCCCGUCCACCCCACACCUUUAGCAAUCCUCCCUAUACUCUUCCAAACGGCGCCACGAGCGGUCCAACUCCUGGAGCUACCGCAUUGCUUCCGAAUAAUGGCAGAGUUAUUCAGUCUGGCUCCGUUCGAAUCUUGUGUGUUGCAGAUGUUAGAGGCAACCUGAAAUCCUUGAAUGAGUUAGCAAAACGUGCUCAGGCAGACCAUAUUAUUCACACUGGUGACUUUGGAUUUUAUGAUGAUACGUCUCUUGACAGGAUUGCUGAUAAGACCUUGAAGCACGUCGCACAAUACUCUCCACUCCUUUCAGAGUCAACUAAGCGCAGCAUUGCUCAAGUACCGCCACAACAAUCCAUCAAGCAGCGCUUUAGCCCAGAGCAGCUUGCGCUUUCGGAGCUUCCACUUCUCCUAAACAAGCAAUUUACCUUGGACGUUCCAGUUUAUACUGUUUGGGGUGCCUGUGAAGAUGUCCGAGUUUUGGAAAAGUUCCGUUCUGGAGAAUAUAAGGUCGAUAAGUUGCAUAUUAUCGAUGAAGCUAAUUCUAGGUUGCUUGACGUUGGCGGCGUAAAACUUCGCUUACUGGGCCUUGGUGGUGCCGUUGUUAUGCACAAAUUAUUUGACAACGGCGAGGGGAAAACCACUAUUGCAGGCGGACAAGGAACAAUGUGGACGACCUUGUUACAGAUGGGUGAGCUAGUUGACACUGCAAACCGCGUUUACGAUCCCGCCGAAACUCGCAUUUUUGUGACGCACGCAUCGCCAGCUCGAGAAGGCAUGCUCAAUCAACUAUCUGUCACCUUAAAAGCAGAUUUCUCAAUUUCCGCUGGUCUACAUUUCCGAUAUGGAAGCUCCUACAAUGAAUUCAGCGUUAACCCAACGUUAGAUCACUAUCGUGGCAAGCUAGCGGCGUCAAAAGCUUCUUUCAACGACGUUUGGGAUACAGUGCGUGGAGAAGUUGAAACCGCCAUCAAUGCCAACGACGCUCAGAAGACACUGCUUGAUAAUGCCCUGGAUAUUGUUAAUAAAAUGCCCAGCGUUGCUAAUGGUGGUAACCCAUUCGGUGGUCCGGUUACAGGCUCGAAUGCUGGUGGCCAAGUUGAUGAAAGUGCCUUCAAAAAUAUGUGGAAUUUCAAUCUUGCAGAUGCUGCGUAUGGCUAUCUUGUUCUUGACGUUGAAGGUGGAAGAAUCGGAACAGAAAUGCGCGCUCAAGGGUUCAAUUUCUCUCACCGUGGAGGAAAACCAGUGGCGGCAACUACUGCAGCUCCACUUCCACAACAGCCUACUACUGUUUCUCCUAUGAGCGGUGGCGCCACCGGCCCUGUAAUCGCGACCGGGACGGCUCCUAGCCAAGUAAGGCCCCCACCGCAGUUUGGUCAAAUUCAAGCGCAGACUGGUCGUGGCUCUGGUCCGCAAUACCAGACCCCCGCUCCUCAGCCUCAAGCGCCGUUAUCGAAGCCGAUUCCCGCAAAGCCAACAGCUUCUCCUGCGCCCGUGAUUCCUGCAAAAGAGAAGCCGGGAACACCGCAGCCCGCUAUUCCAAACCCGCCGAACACAACACAAAGCGCUUCAGCAAACCAAGGGGCGCCUGAAACCAACGGAACUGUCACUGGAGAAAAGCCGUUAGAGGCCACACCCAAACCAACACCAACCCCAGAAAAGAAACAAAUAAAUGGCCUUUUUAUAUCCAAUGUUGACAAUGAAGAAGCUGUCCGAAAAUUAUUCCCUGACGAAGAUAAAGCGAAAAUUGUCAAAAUCGAGAAACUGGGCAAAUUCAACCAUGUAGUCUCCUUUUCAACUUUGGAGGACGCUAAAGCUGCACUCGAACGGCAACCUCUUGAACACAAGAGACCCGGCCCACCGGGACCGAACCGCAAACCAAAUGUCAAGAUGUUCGAGGAGCGUAUUAGCCGUCGCGAUGGCCAAGGGAAUGCCGGCACAUGGCAAGCAAGCAGCCGCGGCGCCGCAUCUGCCGGCCAGCGCAGUGGAUACCAGAGCGGAAGUGCUACCAGCGAUGGUGAGGGCGGCCGAGGUCGUGGUGGCUUUAGUGGUCGAGGCCGUGGACGUGGAAAUGAUCGAGGCGGGCGCGGUCCUCGUGGCGGAAGAGCAGGAGGAUUUGGCAAAGGCCCAUCGGGAACUGGAGACUCAAGCUCCCCAACACCGACGCCAGCGGGCGGCGAUAAAUCAACGGAGUGA
Molecule: messenger RNA, 2199 nt
Organism: Ophidiomyces ophidiicola
Lineage: Eukaryota; Fungi; Ascomycota; Eurotiomycetes; Onygenales; Onygenaceae
Exons: 4
Coding region: 1-2199 (732 amino acids)
Source: RefSeq, a predicted model, not a curated record